Molecule: messenger RNA, 924 nt
Organism: Arachis ipaensis
Lineage: Eukaryota; Viridiplantae; Streptophyta; Magnoliopsida; Fabales; Fabaceae
Source: RefSeq, a predicted model, not a curated record
AUGCAUAGUUUUAUCACAGAAACUAGGUCAUCCAUCAGGAACUUGAAGAUACGGGUGGGACAACAGAGCAAGAGGAUUCCAAAGAUCCCCUCCAACACUCUUCCCAGCAACACAGAAGUAAAUCUGAGUGAAGAGUGCAAGGCCCUCACUGUGGAGGUUGUAACCAAACCCAAGGAGGAGCUUGCUACUGAGGAACUCAAGGAGAUUAGGGCUCAUGAAGAGGUUGAGAACAUCAUCAUGCACGCCCCUAUGCAGAUAGAGGAGCAUGAGGAAUAUCCCUCUUCAGACGAGCAAGAGGAGCCUAAAGAAGAGCAAAUUGCUCGGUUCCUGGCAAUCCUCAGAAAGCUGAAGGCCAACUCCUCUCAGGAAGAGGCAUUGGAGAAGGAAUCCCCUUCCAUAGCGUGUUUGAAAGCCUUAAAGGGAUAUGAGACUGUGGUGUUGACCAAGGAGUGCGGUACCUUAGUCCAAAAGAAGCUCCCUCAGAAGCUACCAGAUCCUGGAAGCUUUCUGAUUCUCUGUACUAUAGGGACCAUCACCUUUGAGAAGGCACUGUGUGACCUUAGUUCAAGCAUCAACCUCAUGCCUCUCUAUGUGAUGAAGAGGUUGGGAAUUCAAGAGGUGCAUCCUGCCAAGAUCUCAUUGGAGAUGGCAGACAAGUCCCUGAAAAGGGCAUAUGGUAUGGUGGAAGAUGUCCUGGUGAAGGUUGAAAACCUUUACCUCCCUGGUGAUUUUGUGAUCCUAGACACUGGAGAGGACAGAGAUGCCUCCAUCAUCCUUGGAAGGCCUUUCCUCGCUAUUGCAAAGGUCUUGAUAGACGUGGAAAAUGGAGAGCUAGUUCUGAGGUUGCCUGAGGAUCAUAUCCUGUUCAAGAUCUCCAACCUCAGUCUCCCUCUGACAAAGGAGGUACCAUGGUGCAACACUUAG